Parasteatoda tepidariorum (common house spider) is the source of this 5541-nucleotide messenger RNA. RefSeq names its product Farnesyl pyrophosphate synthase (gene Fpps). Gene Ontology annotation, molecular function: dimethylallyltranstransferase activity; (2E,6E)-farnesyl diphosphate synthase activity. The record is from RefSeq and is a predicted model, not a curated record. Gene Ontology annotation, biological process: trans, trans-farnesyl diphosphate biosynthetic process. Gene Ontology annotation, cellular component: cytoplasm. Lineage: Eukaryota; Metazoa; Arthropoda; Arachnida; Araneae; Theridiidae.
UAAGAAUUUGACAACUUUUUGAAAGUGAAUAUGAAAACAAAAACUAGUGCGGGCAAUAAGUAUUUCAUUCAGUAAAUAUGGUAACAUCUAAUUAAAGAAUUUUAGUUUGAAAAAGUUUUUAUUUGUUUUUGUUUUAAAUCAAGCUGUAGAAUCGAGAGGAUUUUGUUUUUUUCUCUAAGAAACGAUCGGCUAAAUUUGAUUUUGAAAACAUUAAUCCGGCAUGUGAUUUAUUUGUAGUUAGAAAAUAUUUUUCGGUUAUCACAGUUCAUUAUUGUUUUUUUUUUUCUCCAGUUUUUAUUCUCUUGGUAUAUAGAAAAUGUCUGUUUGUACCAUCAGUAAAUUACAGGGUUUGUCGUCGUUAAAAUCCGCGACUUCUAAAUAUUUGUUUUCUGGUUUGUACUCUUGUGCACCAUCCCAUCGUCAGAUCUUUAGUGAAGUUGGCAAUAAUAGAAACUCAUCAGACAUUGUUCAAAAUAGACUUAUUAAGCAUGUAUGUUCAAGAUCUUUUAGUAGUUCUACUUCAACCAAUCAAAAUCAAUUAAAAAUCAAUCAGUUGCAUCAAUCAGAACUGGAAGACUUCAUUGCUGUCCGUGAUGUUGUAUUUAAUGCUUCAAUUGAACAUGACAGCCAGUCACUAACUGAUGUUUCAAAUUGGCAUUUGAAGGUUUUGGACUACAACAUGAAAAGUGGUAAAAGAAACCGUGGAACUGCUGUUGUAAAAGCGUAUAAAGUUCUGUCGAAUAAUGCGACUGCUGAAGGAAUAUUUCAUGCCAGUAUUUUAGGAUGGUGUGUAGAAAUGUUUCAAGCAUUUUUUAUUGUUGCGGAUGAUAUCAUGGAUGAGUCUGUUUUUCGAAGGGGAGAACUCUGUUGGUAUAAAAAACCAGAAGUUGGAAUGAUUGCUUUAAAUGAUAGUUUCCUUUUGCAAUCUGGAGUCUAUAAAGUUUUGAGAAAAUUUUUUGAAGGGAGCAAGUCGUACAAUCAAAUUGUUCAAGAAUUUCUACAGACAAAUGAAAAAACAGUUUAUGGACAAUGCUUGGACAUGCUAAGUAAUCCCCCACAUGGGAAACCACAAUAUGACCUCUUCACUAUGGAAAGAUACAAUGCUAUUGUUGAGUACAAAACAUCAUAUUAUACAUUUUGUUUACCAGUUCACCUUGCUAUGCACCUUAUUGGGGAUAAAACAGCUGAAGAAUUUCAAAUAACUAGAGAUCUAGGUUUGAAACUUGGUCUUCUUUUUCAGAUUCAGGAUGAUUUCUUAGAUUGCUAUGGAGAUCCUGAAAUUACUGGCAAAUUGGGAACUGAUAUUGCUCAAGGGAAAUGCUCAUGGUUUGCAGUUACAUUCUUGGAAACUGCGGAUGAUUCUCUUAAAAAGGAAUGGAUGGAAAAUUAUGGAACUUCAAAUGAAAAGUCAAUUUCACAAGUUAUGAACCUUUAUAAAACUCUGAACAUGCAGGAUAAGUAUAUGAAGUUUGAGCAGGAGCUUUAUUCAGAUAUUAAUGGUUUAAUAAAGGACAAAUUGAACAAUACAUCAAUGCAAGAGCUUUUUUCUUACCUUCUCAAUAAAAUGUACAAACGGAAAAAAUAGUGCCAUGUACUCAGGUAUAUUUGUGUGAAUAUUAUUGAAAAUUACCACCCACAAAGUAUUGUGCUUCUGUUUUCUAUCUAUGUAUCUGACAAAAGAAAAUAAAAGAGUUUAUAGCUCUUUUAUGGAUGCUGCUAAAUAUUGAUUUGACAGUCCACCAAAUUUGGUGGAAAAUGUUGUAUUGUUGGGAUGGUAGUUAUAUAGUUACCUCUUUCAUUUGGGGAAAAUUUAUUUGCAAGAAAAUUUCACUAUCUAAUUUUACAAUCAAUUUAUUAUAAUCAUGAUAUAUAAUUUUAUUUAUAUCAAAUUUACAAUCCUAUUGGCAAUUUGUUUAUUUGUAACAUAUUUUUUAAUAUGUAUAUAAUUUUAUUAAUUACUAUUUUUAUUGUUUUCCCUUCUCUUGAAGCCAAAUUUUCUCAUUCUUUUGGAAGUAACUAGUAAUAUCUUAUUUAUAAGCAAGGCUUAACUUGUUUAGUUUUGGUUUAAUGAUGGUAUGGGACUAUUCGGUUUUAAUUAUUUUUUAUAUAUUCUCUUCUCUUGAAGGUACCUAUUAAUAUUGGAAUUAUAUCCAAUACUUAACUAGUUCAGCCUUAGUUUAAUGAUGGUUUGUGACUUUUCUUUGCUAAUUACUUGUUUAUAUUUUUGUGAGAUUAGAGAGGUGUUUACUUUGUAUUUCGCGAUGCUGUUAAUUGGAUUAUUAGGUCAAAAGCUAUUCAGGAUGUUUCUUUUUGUGCACUGUGCAUAUUAAAUUUGAACUGUAUUUAAAUUUGACCUAGUGGUGGUUCUAAACAAUUUAAUAUAUACCAAUGUUGCAUUUUUGUUGUAGCAUUUUUUAUGGGCUAAGAAUAUCUGUACAAAGCAUGUAUUUUAUUAAAAUCGUUUAAAUUAGAUCAACCAAAGCUUUCAUAUUUUAACUAAAUGAAUUUGAUAUUUUUAAUAAUUUCUUUUUAUUCAUUUUUAAACUCUUGAUCAGAGGUCUUCACAUGUAAACUAGUCUUAAAGCUUUAUAAAUGGACGUGUUUCGGUCACUCUUAGUUGGAUUUCAGAAAGAGGGUGCAAUGUUAAAUCAGUGAAUGAUGUAAGUGAAAAAAAAAACUACCUUUGUAUUUUAUCAGCUUUCAGAAAGUUUUAGUGAUAUAGACCAUCACUUACACUCAAACUUGAUCACAAAAUCCCAGUCACUGCUCCUUAGAAUCAGCACCAGAUUACUGUACUGGUAUAGCUGGUACUGCAUAUGUUUAAGGAAAUUUAUAAUAUUUAACUCAUCAGUAAAAUUGGGAAGUUUUCUAGACAAGUGGUUUAUUAGCAGAGAAUGUUACUGAUCGAAAUAAGAGUCGUGAAACAAAUAUUGUCAUGAAGAUGGUUCUGGUUUCAAUGUGUUGUUUGCCUUAAGUGCCAAUUUAUAUCUUUAAAUGUAUAUAAAAUCAGAAUUGUGCUUUCAGGAUAAUUCUUAAAUUGUAUAUAGGGUUUAUUUUCUUUUACAAAUUUCUAUUUAGUAAUUUGACAAUACUAAAAAAAAUUUUUUUUAAAGACAAAAUUAUAUUUUACUGUUGUUUUCUAUGUAUAUAGGGUUUUUCUCUUACAAGUUGUUAUUAAAUAAUGUGACAAUAAAUUAUUUUUUUUAUAUACAAAGUUGUAUUUUACUAUUGUUUUCUACUACCAAUCCAUUCCACAUUAAUUAUAAAUAUCUUAUUUUUUUAAAGGAGUGCAGGAAGUCAUCAAGUGAUAUUUUUUUCAUGAGCUCCAUUAAUUUUGGUUUCACUGCUUCAGCUGAAUUACAUUUUGCUUUUUUUCUUACCAAAACUUGAAUAAGGUUUUAGGAAAAAUUAUGUGGAGUUGGUAAAUUUAAAAUGGAUACUCUGACACUGGGGUGCUUCUGGUUCAUAAGAUCCAAAAGUGUCAUGACAUACAUAGCUGUGACUCAUUGUUUUCAUGUAUUUUUGAAUGAAAUCAAGUUUUUUUUUAUGAGUGAUCUUUUAUUUCCUUGAAUAGUUCAAUAGUCAUGCAAUCAAUGUUUUGAUUGAUGAACCGGCACUUUGAUUGUAUGAAUAGUUCUUUUGGUUUCUAUUAAUUCUAAGAAUUUUAUAUUUUGAUUCCAUGAAAUUUUUUUGUUUCUGUCAUGAUUCCAUUUUAAUAUGACUAUAUUAUGUCCAUUUUGAUUUCAUUAAUCUUUCAAAAUGAUGUGUAAAAAAUAAAAUCCAUGGUUUGUAUGAAAUCUUUGUACUAUUUCUCAGUAUCUGUAGCAAUCUUAUAAAGUGAAACACAGGAAUCUAAAUUGUCUGUUUCCAAAAAUCUGAUUCAUAAAGAAUAGAAAAGAACAUGAUGUUUACUAAAUUGUUCAUAUCCUGAAAAUAAUAUUUUUUUUAAAUGUAAAGCAAUGGAAGUAACAAAUAAUAUAAUGUACAAAUUUAUUCUAGAAAUCAAAAAGAAAGUCACAUUAUUUAUUAGCAACAUGUUAUUGGUUUUUAAAUUAUUGAUAAAGUAUUUUUUUUGUUGCUUAAUCUUAUUGAUUUUAGUGUUAUUUAAGUUAUAUAAUGAUAUAAAAAAAAAAAGCAUUUUUCUUUAAACCAUGCUUAAUUUAGUUAUUCUACUUAAUAUUUUGUGUUUUUUUUUAUUCCUCUAAUUUUUUAAAUGAGAUUGUAUAUCUCAGAGAAUUGUUUGCUAUUUAUUAUUACACCAUGAAAAUUUUUUGCUUUGAAAAAAAUUUGUGACUAAUCAAACAUUCAAAUAUUAUAUGUGCUUGAAGUAUAUGCUUUAAAAUACAUUAUGUAAGCAAAUCAUGCUUUAAAGUACAUUAUGUAAGCAGUUAAUUAUUUUGCUCAGGAAAUAAAGAAAAAUUAGCUAAAUUUUAUAAAAUGGCAAACUAUUUUAUUUAUCCAAUGAAAUUAAACAAUAGUUUUGUUAAUUUUAUUUAUUAGGUUAAUAGAAAUUAGGAUUUCGUAUAAAUUUUUUCUCCUAUGAGGCUGAGAACUAUAUCAAAACACAUCAAAUUAGCAUUACAUAGUUUAAAGUGAAAAUAAAACCAUUCUUCAAGGAAUAAAGCUUUGUUCUAUCCUAAGUUUGAAAUGCUUUCCAGUUUAUUAGUUUCAGUUGAAGUUAAUCAAAGCUGAAAUCUUAAUUUGAAUUUAUAUGAAUAAGAUUAAAAAAGUUAUUUUAUUGCUGUCACUACAUAAUACAUUAUUGCUGUCACUACAUAGUCAUCCCAACUGCUCUUUUAGAUAAAAGAAAAAUCUAAAUUUAGCAUCAUACUUAUUUUUAAUCAGCAUUAAUAUAAAUAUAGUUUUGCUUCAGUUUUCAUUAGCUUAAUGCUUUUAUUUUCUAAAAGAAAAAGUUAUAGAAAAUUGAGAUAUUGAAUUGUCUCAGCCAAAAUGCAACAGGUUUUGUAUGGCUUUUACUGAAAGGUACAUUUUUAGUAAUGCAUGUAAUACUUUAUCAAAGAUAUGCAAAUAUUAAUAAAUUGUAUCAUUAAUAAACUUAUAAAAUUUUUUGCUGUUAAAGUGUAAAAUGUAUUUUUUAAACAAAUUAAAACAUUCAUUCUGAAUUAUUAUUAAUACUUAGUAUAUUAAUUCAUAUAUUAAAUUUUUAUAUAUAUUUGUUGAUUCUUUUCUGUGAAAAUGAUUUUAAUGUAUUCUUUUAAAAAGACUACUGAAUAUUUCCUAAAAAGUGAUAGAAUGGCUGUGUCAUUAUUAGCAUUUAUUUUGAAAGCACAGGAUCUUUCUAUUUACCGUUAUGUAUUAAUAAUAAAAGUGUUUAUAUUUUUGGCUCUUCAAAGUUGAAUUGCUUAGAUGGAAAGGUGGAAAUAUCCUCUUAAUGUCACUUGUGUAAAAUCUUAUACCAUUGCAAAAUUUGUUAUGUUUUACGUAGACUCAUAGGUAAUAUGAAAAGCUUACAUAGGCUCAAAUAUUUAAAGUAUUACUUUUUAAAUUUUAUAUUUUUCUAAUAAACUUUGUUUAUAUACA